GCACGUUCCUUUUCUGCUGUGGGUGUUCCUCUUCUUUGGAGUAAUCAGUUCUAGUCCAGUCUCAACAAAGCUUUUUGGGGAGAUCAGAUCCCCUGGUUAUCCCAAGCCAUAUCCCAACAAUAACAUCAGCAUUUGGGAUAUCCAUGUCCCAAAAGGCUAUGUGGUGAAGCUGACCUUCAGAUAUUUUGACCUGGAGCCAUCUGAGUCCUGCUUCUAUGACUAUGUUAAGAUCAAAGCAGACAAGAAGAACUUGGGCCGAUACUGUGGCCAACUUGGGUCAACCACAGGCAAUCACCCAGGAAGAAAGGAGUUUGUAUCUAAGGGGAACAGGAUGCAUCUUGCAUUUCAUUCUGACUUCUCCAAUGACGACAAUGGUACAGUGAUUCCCUACAGGGGCUUCCUGGCCCAUUACCAAGCUGUGGAUCUUGAUGAAUGUGACCCUAACAAUGCUAUUGAGAAAGAUGAAAGGACUCCGUGCCAGCACUUCUGCCACAACUAUGUGGGUGGCUAUUUCUGUUCUUGCCGGACUGGCUAUCAGCUUCAGAGUGACCACCACUCCUGCAAAGUGGAAUGCAGCAGUGAGUUGUUCACAGAAGCAUCUGGGUACCUGAGCAGCCCUGAAUACCCCCAGCCCUAUCCUGAAGACCUCCGGUGUAACUACAGCAUCCGUCUGCAAAAGGGCCUGUCUGUCAUCCUCAAGUUCUUGGAACCCUUUGAGAUUGAUGAACACCAGCAGGUCCACUGUCCUUAUGACCAGCUCAAGAUCCAAGCACGAGGGAGAGAGAUUGGUGAAUUCUGCGGCAAGGAGUCACCUGGCAGCAUUGAAACCAAUAGUAAUGAGGUGGACAUACUCUUCCUCACCGAUGAGUCAGGGUUCAGCCGUGGCUGGAAGAUCCACUACACCUCGGAGAAAAUACGGUGCCCACAGCCUGUCCCACGGGAUCAGUUUACCAUCAUCAGAGACCUGCAGCCUGUGUAUCAAUUUCAGGACUAUUUUGUUGUCAGCUGCAAAACUGGGUAUAACCUGAUCGAGGGCAAUCGAAAGCUACUGUCCUUCACGGCUGUCUGCCAAGCUGAUGGGACAUGGCAUCAAUCUAUGCCCCGCUGUGAAAUUGUGAACUGUGGCAACCCUACAGACCUGGCCAAUGGGGCAUACGUCUAUGUUAACAAACCUGCAAACAACAACUACCAGUCAGUGAUCACAUACCAAUGCAAUGAGCCGUAUUAUCACAUUGUCACCGGAGCAGGCGGUGACAGAUUCACCUGCUCUCCUGAGGGAACCUGGGUGGAUCGAGAUGGUCAGACGAGGAUUCCUGCCUGUUUGCCAGUGUGCGGGAAGCCGUUCAAUCCCGUUACUGAAGUCCAGCGGAUCUUGGGCGGCAGAUCAGCAAGGAGAGGCAAUUUCCCUUGGCAGGCUCUGACUGGCAUCCACGGGCGAGGAGGUGGUGCACUCCUGGGUGAUCGCUGGAUCCUGACUGCUGCCCACACCAUCUUCCCCAAAGGGGCGGGAGGGAGCAAUGCAAGCCUGGACCAGAUAGCAGAGGAGGCUGACAUUUUCCUCGGCCACAACAAGGUAGAAGAGCUCCACAAGUUGGGUAACCACCCUGUACGUAGGAUCUUUAUCCACCCAGAUUACAACCCUAAAGAUGAGCACAACUUCAAUGGGGACAUAGCCCUGCUGGAGCUGAAACACCCAGUAACCCUGGGACCUACAGUACUGCCCAUCUGUCUCCCAGAUACUACCAACACCACGUUCUACAUGGAUGGGCGCAUGGGCUAUGUGAGUGGCUUUGGUGUGGAAAAAAACUUUAUUUCAAACAAUUUGAAGUACGUGAGCCUGCCAGCAGUUGCUCGAGAGAAGUGUCAGAGUUGGCUGGACAGUAAGAAGAGAGACAUACCUAUGGUUUUCUCUGAGAACAUGUUCUGUGCUGGCUUCCUCACAGUCAAACAGGAUACCUGCCAGGGCGAUAGUGGGAGCGUCUUCACGGUGUUAGACACAGGAAGUGGUCGCUGGGUGGCUACCGGUAUUGUUUCUUGGGGUAUCGGCUGUGCCGAGGGUUAUGGCUUCUACACCAAGAUCAUCAACUAUUUGGACUGGAUCAAAGGGAUAGUAGGGGAGGAUAGGCUCUAA
Balearica regulorum gibbericeps (East African grey crowned-crane) is the source of this 2131-nucleotide messenger RNA. The record is from RefSeq and is a predicted model, not a curated record. Lineage: Eukaryota; Metazoa; Chordata; Aves; Gruiformes; Gruidae.